Messenger RNA from Coregonus sp. 'balchen', 15956 nucleotides. NCBI's taxonomy places the organism in Eukaryota, Metazoa, Chordata, Actinopteri, Salmoniformes, Salmonidae. The record is from the annotation of a GenBank genome assembly.
ACUCUUCCAGACUCUCUCGGUCCAGAGGAGCAUGAUGAUGACUUUCCCCAACGAGACCGAUGAGAUGAGCUUCUCCUUCUCCUCCCUCUCUCUAUCAAACCCACCCUCCCCCUCUUCCUCCCUCUCCUUCUCUCCCACACCGUCCCUCUCCAUCUCCCUCACCUCCAACCCUUCCUCCUCCUUCGCCUUCUCCCUCUCCACCUCCUCCUUCUCUCCGUCCAACUGCUCCAGCUCUCCAUCGCCCUCCUCCCCUCCCUAUAACUUCUACGCCGUGCUGCUGGUGCUGCUUAUCUUCUGUGUGGUGUUUGGCAACGUGCUAGUUUGCGUGGCGGUGUCGCGUGAGCGUUGUCGAGACGUGACGGUGGUGAGGGUAUUGUUGGAUGCUGGUGUGUGUGGAGGUGACUGUGUGGGCAGUGGUGCAUGCGUGUGGUGGUUGGACGUGGAGGGGGUGGGGUGAGUUGUGUGUGGAUCGUGUGUGUGUGUGUGGAGAGGUGGACGGUGGUGAGGGUGAGUUGUGUGUGGAGAUGGCGGUGUGUGUGUGUGGAGAGGUGGACGGUGGUGAGGGUGAGUUGUGUGUGGAGAUGGCGUGUGUGUGUGUUGUGGAGAGGUGGACGGUGGUGAGGGUGAGUUGUGUGUGGAGAUGGCGGUGUGUGUGUGUGUGGAGAGGUGGUCGGUUGGUGAGGGUGAGUUGUGUGUGGAGAUGGCGUGUGUGGGAUGUGGUGUGUGGUGGUGUGGACGAUGGCGAUGGGUGGUGUGUGUGGAGAUGGCGGUUUGUGUGGAGAGGUGGUCUGUGGUGAGGGUGAGUUGUGUGUGGAGAUGGCGGUGUGUGUGUGCGGGGUGUGUGUGUGGUGAGGGUGGUUGUGUGUGGAGAUGGCGGUGUGUGUGUGUGUGUGUGGAGAUGGCGGUGGGUGUUUGUGGGUUUGUGUGUGUUUCUAUCCAUCUGGCAGCCAGUGUUUUUUGUCUCUCUUUAAUUUGUCUGUCUCGCUCCCUAUCUUUACCUCCUAGUCUCUCUACACUAGGUCAUUCGAAGGUGUUUCAAAAACCCCCCUCAGAUAAUGUCAAGGUAGCAUGAUAAAUAACAGAAGCUACAGUUGGUUCCAAUCAACAGUUUCUUGUUGAUCUGAAUCUGACUUUGUUCUCCUUUCUUCCAGUCUAUAAUGCAUAAGCAUGGCUACAUCCCAAAUGGCACCCAUAUUCCCUAUGUAGUGCACUACUUUUGACCAGGGCCAUGUAUUUCAAACCACUGCUGUUCCGGAGCACAUGUAAUUACCACUCACGCGUGUGUUUUGUUCAUACUGUAUGUGUCCCUUUCCUAGGUGGUAGGGGAGUGGCGCUUCAGUCUCAUCCACUGUGACAUUCUCCUGACCCUGGACGUCAUGAUGUGUACUGCCAGCAUCCUCAACCUCUGUGCCAUCAGCAUCGACAGGUACUCACACUCUUUCUAUCUAUCUAUCUAUCUAUCUAUCUAUCUAUCUAUCUAUCUAUCUAUCUAUCUAUCUAGAGUAUAUAUCUAACUACAGUAUCUAUCUAUCUACAGUAUCUAUCUCUCUCUUUGUCUAUCUGUCUGUCUCGCUCUUUCUCACUCUACUCCCAUCACUCUCUUCUCACACUCUCUCCAAAAUCUGGAUUGAUUUCAUAGUGCCCUUGCAGCAAAAACAUUUCCUGAUGGGAAAUGUAUUUUUUAUGGUUUGUUAUUGUUGUUUUCCCAUAAAGAAAACAAUUUCCCAUCAGGAAAAGAUUUCCUAUCUUUUCGGGUACCCUCCUCCCUUCGCAAGUAUCAUUAUCUUCUUCUUAACAUAAGCUUAUUUUGUCCAACCAAAUCCAUCACCUUUUAAAACCAGUGAAAGACAUUGACAAUUUCAGCAGCCUCAAUACUUGUAGCCUUGUUUGUCCUUUUGUAGACUGAAUCCCUCUAAAUGUGAAGCCAUGUCUCAGGGCUUAGUGUGGUUACUGUUCUUUGUUCGUGUCUGUCCCUGACCACCAGCCCUGUGGAGGGAUGACAGUCUCCUCUCCUCACACCAGGUUUUCUAUGGAGGACUCUUAGAUUGGUUUGUCACGCUGCUGCACUGUGAAACUGACUUGGACAGCUUUUGUUUGUGUUUGCCUGGUGAAUGAGAGGAACUGACAAUGCAAUUAAACUGUGUGUGGGCGGUGGUGGCCAAGGUGUUCAUGUGCGUGUAUGUAGGUGUUAGCUUUAAAUACAGCAUUUGUGUGUGUGUUUGUGUGCAGGUACACGGCGGUGGCAAUGCCCAUGCUGUAUAACACCAGAUACAGCUCCAGGAGGAGGGUGGCUCUGAUGAUUGCUGUCGUGUGGUUCCUCUCCUUCGCCAUCUCCUGCCCUCUGCUGUUUGGACUCAACAACACAGGUAUGCCUGUCUCUCAGUCUCUGCCUCUGUGUCUGUCUCUGUGUAUGUAUCUGUCUCUCAGUUUCGAUCUCUGUCUGUUUCUGUCUCUCUCUCCUUUUCUCUGUCUCUCGCUGUCUCUUUAUCCGAAUCACGUUCUGCGCUUGUUAUUUUACACACACAUUCACAUUUCUCUCUUUACUCACCCUCAAUCAAUUUGAUCGAUAUGAUGAUGUAGCCUAUGUCUCUGCCUCAUAUUUCUGAACAGCUUCAAUUUGAACGAACGUUCCCAAAAAAUAUAUAAAGGCAGCAACCUUCUCUGUCUGUUGUAACGGAUAUUGCCGUAGCGCAAGCAAGACGCAGUCUACACAUUGCAUUGGGGCAAAACAAUUAGCGUUUUGUGUGAUGGUGUAAUCUUUAUAGUUAUGCUGCCAUAUAGCCAGCAGUCUGCCUCCUGUUUAGCCAAUGUUUCCAAUGAUGUUGAAAAAAGAACAUUAAAUCGCUAUUGACUGCCUGUCUGUCUUGUUUGUUUGAUAUACUGUGUAGGCUACAUAUAGCUUGCCUAAAUAGCUGCACGUAAUUCCCCUCCUGAAAAAAAUAACAUGAAAUUGCUAGACAACCUCCUUGUGUAGUGCUUACGUUUGCAAUAGCCUACGGUUACAACAGACAAAGAACUACGUUUGUUUGAACUGUUUUGUGUACAAGCGGCAGCGAAGUCACGGGGUGACUGAGCACGGAGCAGCAGCUGAAAGGAGGUAGGCUAGUGGAUCCCGCAUGCACACAAAUCUCCGUAUUUUUAGCAACAGCAAGUCGGGUUCCAGAAGAUCCGGAACCGCAGCCACUCCGAUUAAUCUAUUAAAUCACAAGUGCGCUAGUGUCAUUUACUCAUUCAAUCUAGGAGAGACAUAAACAUGACAUGGGAAGCCACACGUGCAGAAACACACACUCUUUUUGUAAUUAGCUAUGUAAAAUAACCCUUGCAAUCUUCCAGUCCAUCUGUCUUAAGCCUGGAAGAAGAUUGCAGCCCUACUGGAUAUCUUAGUAUCACCAGUUGGUGAGAGACAGAAUGAAUAAUCAGUUAGAUAGGCCUACAUCUGUUUAAUCAUGACGCCCAGCUAUGCAGUAACUGCAAUCACUAAGAACGCACGCACUACCACUUACUAACAGCUUUCAGGUCUGUUUGCUUUAAUCAGUCAAUGGUUUCAAUGAAAGAGCGGCUCAUUGAUUUGCCUGUCGGUCCACAACCACAAUACAGAAUGUUUACCAAUGAUGCAGGUGUCAUUUUAAGUCAGAGGACGUGAGCAUCAGCACGUUUCGCUUAAGACGGUAUUUUGAUUUUUAAAAAUCUUGUUGGAGCGGGAGCUCGUGCGAAAAAACGCAAACUGAGGUUUGGAACAUAAGCUCCUACUUUGAGGACGGGGCUGAAGAGAGUACUGCUUUCGUGUGCAAAGGCUGCACAGCUUGAUGCAACUGAAUGGCAACAACCACUCGAGCUGGAGUGGCCAACACUAAAAGCCAAUUUAUGCUUGAUCCGAAAAUGUGGUCGGAGGGUGUGAGGCACGCAGAGGCCAAAUCAUGGCUGUGUGGCCUCUCAAAUGUUGGAACAAUGCGGAGGGCUUUGUAUAGCUCCGCAUUGACAUGAUUGGUUGACGGUAGGUGAGGGCGGGAGGUCCUGUAUAAACACACAAACAGUUCCUUGAGAACUUCCUUCGCAACAGCUCUGUGCUGCUUGGCAAAGCGCAAGAAGUAUAAAUGCCCUGAUUUGUGCGGAGGCCAUAUCGCAGUAAAUGCUCUACGGCCACUGCAGAUGUCAGAUUGAGCCUUUAAUCUGCCAGUUAACAUUCAGUAACCUUCGAGAGCGCCUUUGAAUGCACUGCUGGGAAAACAAGAUGAUUGGCAUUCAGGGUCACCAUGUGUCCUAUAGAAAGGCUAUGUUUAUUUUGUAUAUGGGGAGGCUUGAGUUUAUUGGAUUGGACCUCCCACCUAAACAUCCAAUUCAACAGAAAGGCAGUAUUUAAAGCACCUUCUUACAGUGUACAGAAUAUAGUAAUUUGCUAGCAGCUGUAUACUGUUGAAAUUAUUAAUCUAGAUUGUAGUUUGUUAUGCGAUAGGCCGUGGCCUGGUCUUAUAAGAAGCAGAUUUGAUAUGCCUUUCAGAUUUGAUAUGCCUUUCAGAUGUUGCAUCCAGCCUGAAUAUGGAGAGAACAAGCCAAUGCCUGAUGCUCAUGUACCUGUCUUCCCUGGAGCUAAACCAGGCUUUUACUUGGUUGCCACACCAUUACGGAGUGGACUCUGACAUAUUUAACAGCUUUGACAUCUUUAACAGCGUUGACAUCUUUGGCUAUCUGACAAGAACUGUAGAGAAAAACGUCUCUCUUGCUUUAACAUUCACCUCCUCCCACCUGUCCCCACUCCCAAACAACAUGGCUGUAUUUCUAUCCACCUCUUCUCAUCCCCUUCACUCCAUCAGCCAGUCGGGAGGAGACCAAGUGUGACUUCGCUGAUCCGUCCUUCGUGGUCUACUCAUCCGUGGCCUCCUUCUACGUUCCUUUCAUCGUGACCCUGCUGGUGUACGUCCAGAUCUGUGUGGUGCUGCGGAGGCGGGGCAGACGCACCGUGCCCCGCAGACACGGCCUGCACCCACAGGGAGGAGGCAAGACGGGGGAGGGCCACAGGCACAGGAAGGUUCAUGAUUAGUCAAUCAAUCUAUCAAUCAACUAAUCAGCCAGUCAUCAAUCAAUCAACCCCAUAAAACAGCCAACCAAUAAAUCAGAGGCAGGAUGAGGAAGUCAAAAAAGCUUGAUUUUAGAAGCCAGUAGGUCCAAAAGCAAGCAUCUUUGACUUUCUAUCCCUCAUUCUUUUCUCUCCCUUCAUCCUCCACUUGUAUCACCUCUCAGAAUAAGUGUACCCACCCCGAGGAUGUGAAGCUGUGCACUCUGAUCAUGAGGCCCCCCACCAAUGCCCCUCAAUGCAAGAAAGUGGUAAGUCGCUGGAACACUGUGAGUCACUGUACAGGGGAACCACUGUGACCAUAAAGUUGGAUUACGAAAUCUCCUAUAAUAUGAGCCUUAGAUUUGAACUACAGUACAUAUCUCUCCAUCUCUCGCUGUUUCUCUGUCUGUUAUUUGUCUCUCCCUUCCCAUCUUUUCUGUCUGUCUGUCUGUCUGUCUCUCUCUCUCUCUCUCUUUCUCUCUCUCUCUCUCUCACUUAUUUUUUCUCUCUCGAUCUCUCUCCUUUUUCUCUCUCUCUCCCCCUGCCCUAUUAGACGUUAGUGAAGGAGGCGGUAGUGCACCCCCUGGAGGAGGAGCCUGUGGGGCGUGGUUUCCUGUCCCAGUUAGACCAGAGCCUCCCCGCGCCUCACCCACCUCCCCCUUCCGGACGAGCCACCAAGAUCUCCCUUUCUAUCUCGGUGGCGCCUGCACCCAUCCGGGCCCUGUCCCCGUCGGUGGCACCACGCUCUGCCCUCGUACCCCGCUGUGCCACCUUCGAGGAUGGCAUGAGUGGCCGCGAGCGAUGGAGGGAGCGCAAUGCAGACAGGGAGAAGGGAGCGAUGGUGAAGGAGAUGGUGAAAGGAACUCUGUCGCAGCAGAAGGAGAGGAAGGCGACGCAGAUGCUGGCUAUCGUGCUAGGUGAGAGAAACAGGAGGAGACAAUGAGGGUGGCUGAACAGAGAGUGUUUCAGCCAGUCCCAAUUCACUCCCUACCCCUUCCCCUUGGCCCCUCAAUGUUUGAAGAUCUGAAGGGUCUGGAUAAGCAGUGUAGUGGUGGAGUUUGCACCACAUUGCUUCCACCAUAUAGAUCUGUCACUAUCUUUAGGGAAGGGGCAGAGAGUGAAUUGAGACUGGCUCACACCCUUUCAUUCUCCUCCCUCCUCCAUCAGGUGUGUUCAUUAUCUGCUGGCUGCCCUUCUUCCUAACCCACGUGCUGAAGGCCCACUGUGGCAGCUGCUGUAUCUCGCCCUCCCUGUACAGUGCUGUCACCUGGCUGGGCUACCUCAACAGUGCCGUCAACCCCGUCAUCUACACCACCUUCAACAUCGAGUUCCGCAAGGCCUUCAUCAAGAUCCUAAACUGCUGAGUACAGGGAAGGGGAGGGGGGAGGAAUGACAAGUUUGAAAAGUGUUUUAGUUGAGAGAGGCAAAAAAAGGUCAGAGACUAGAAAUAAAAGUAAAGAAGGGAAAGAGAGGGGUGAAAACAAAGACAAGAAGGGGAGGGAGGGAGAGAGGGGAAGAGGGACACAGGGAGAAAGGCGACAGAGAAGAUAAUAAAGAGAAUCUAAGAGGUCAAACAGAAGAGCAAGUGGAACAAGACAGAAAUACCAAAUCAAAAACAGCCUUGAGAAUUCUAAAGAGAUUAUGUAGACUUCUGUGAAUAUAAAACAUAGCAGGGAGAGAGAAAUAUUCUAAAGGUUCUAUGGGAAGAGAUGAGUCUCAUGGGGUAGGGCACAAACAGUGGCAAAAGACAGGCUACAGUGGCAGAAGACAGGCUACAGUGGCAGAAGACAGGCUACAGUGGCAGAAGACAGGCUACAGUGGCAGAAGACUGUCCCACUCCGUGUGAGGAUGACAAAGUAAGUGGUGGGCCUCCUGUAGCUCAGUUGGUAGAGCAUGGCGCUUGCAACGCCAGGGUUGUGGGUUCGUUUCCCAUGGGGGGCCAGUAUGGAAAAUGUAUGCACUCACUCACUGUAAGUCGCUCUGGAUAAGAGUGUCUGCUAAAUGACUAAAAUGUAAGUGUAUUGCUCUCUGAUACCGCUCUGAAAUAUACUGUCAAAGGGUCUGCAGACAUUGUCCUGUUUUUACUCAGAUACAGUUAUUUACAGUUUGUAAAUUACGUUAAUUAAAUUACAGAGGUAAUCUUUUAAGGAGAUACACAAUCAAUCUGCACCAUCAAGCAUGAUUUUUCUCCAAUAGCAGUCUUGUUGUGUCGUCCCAAUGUAAACAAGCCUAUAAGAGAUGUAUUAUAUUAUGAACAUGAUGAUGUUGGUGAAGAUAUGAUGCCAUAAUAACAUGGAUGAUAUGAUGCAAUAUGAUGAGCGACUAAUCAAGGUUUGUUCAUAGAGUAUAUGUAUAUAUUAUUGCUUAGAGUUUGUUCAUGUGAGCUCUGCUGUAAAUAGCUGUAUUACUAUUAUCGUACAGAUAAAUGUAAUAAAUUAUAUUCUACUCAUGUUGUUGCUAGUCUAUUUCAAGUUUGCUGUACUGCAGGGUUGGGGCCAAUUCGAAUUGAAGUCAGUCAAUUCUGGAAGUAAAGAUAUUUUCCAAUUGAAUAAUACUGUAGAAAAAAGUGCUAUUUUCAAUGACGGCUUAAUCAGCUGAGAAGGAGAAGCUAUUUCAAAAGUCUUCCCGUUUUGGGAUUUUAAAUUCAAAUCACUUCCUGAAUUGACUGACUUCAAUUCAAAUUGACCCCAACCCUGAUGUACUGUACUGGUCAAACAAUAGACAGAAAUUGAUUAAUUGACUAAUUUGUUUUCAAAACUGUUUAAAUACAUUUGCUCUCUACAUUGAUCUUUGGCUCUUCUCUCUCCGCUUCUUUAACCCCUCUGGUGGUGAAGCAGUGUGGCUGCUCCCCAUGCUUGUCUGCCAACACCUAACACCUAACUGUCUGCUGCAGUAACGUGAGAGGCCAAACAAAUGCUGCUGAUGUGAAACCGAACACACACACACACACACACACACACACACACACACACACACACAGGGUAAGUCAUGGUUAGGUCACUAUGACCGUGCGCUUGUGCGUGCCCCCCAUUGAUAACUGUCCCGUCGAUAAACAUACACAAACUGUCCCACACACCAUUCUGUGUUAUUGUCAUACUGUAUGCAAACCAACCUAGUAGAAUAUUUAAAAUGAGAAGCCCUUCAAAUACGAAUUGAUUUAUUUUAUAUUUAAAACAUAAGUAUGUUUGUUUUCAUUCAGUAUACUGUGUAUGUGUCUGUGCACCUGUGUAACUGAGUACCUGUGAGUGUGAAUGACUUGGAGGUACAGUAUUCAUUACCCUCUGUUGUUAAACUCUGACCCUGGCUCACAAUAUUCCAUAUGCAUAUUUCAUGAUCUCCGAUGACAAGAGCACACAUAUAUGUUACAGCCCAACUUUGUCCUGUCCUGAUCGCACCUACCUACCCCCCUUCAGAGGAGAAGAGAAAGAACAAGGAGAGGUAAAAUAGUGGAACUCAUGAGAGGAGAAAGAGAGGGAUGAUGGGGGAGGGGGGGAGAUAAUGAAAAGAUUAGGAAAGGAACUAGGUUGGGUACGGAAGGAGGAGUGCAGGUAGAAGAAGAGUUAAAAGAGGAGUCAUCUGGUGAAAAUAAACUGAAAAAGACCAAGGCUUGGAUUGAAGAUGCAUUUGACAGAAUUGUUGCCACUUUCGCAAGGAUGUUUUUAUUGUGACAUUGGAAUUCCAACUUUGAGUGAAGGAAUAAUAGAUUCAGUUGAAUAAUCCCUGAUGAAGUAGACACACAGCUCUCUAUGGCUUACAUUCAGGUAAGAUCAAUUUAGUAUCUAUCUACACUUGUUUUCUUAACAAAAUGUCCUUGCCUGAUCUACAAUGGGUGGUAUUCGAUUGAUUUCCCAGCAAGCUUCUCAUUUUUAUUCAAAUUCCUUAUAGCUCUAUUUUAGCAAUUAUUACUUUUAUAAUUUUUUCUCUAACUCUCAUGCACACAAUUCUGUCGAUUCAGAAUCGACAGCACAAAACUUGUGGAGGACUUAAUGUGUAUACAGAUAUGUUAAUAAAUCCUGUGUGUGCUUGUUUGUUAGAACAGAGAUUGUAUGAAGAUGUAAACAUUCACACUUAAAACACAUUGUACAGGUUCUUAAAAGCUUUUCUAUAUCUCUGCUAAAGGGCACCUGUGGUCCCUCGGGUACCAGUUCAUCUGGGAUAGGCCCAGAGCUCCCCUCUCUGGUCUGCUCUCCUGCCCAGCCUCAGACCCUCUCUGCUGGAUCCCAACCAGGGCAGACUCCCCCUGGUCAGAUCCAUCCUCCACCACCUGUCACACGCCUCCAACCCCUACAGCAUCGGUCUACUAUCACUCCCCUCGCUCAAACACUCCUCACACCACCCCCUCAGAACCUCCUAGACCCAGACCUCACAAGUAUAGAUAUGAAGGCCUCCAUUUUCCUUCCACGUGCACAACGUCCACGCAAUGAACCCCUCACCCCAUCCCUCAGAACCUGCCCCUCGGUUUCCCUCCAAGUUGCCACUGGGGGUGUACCAGUGGGGGUAUUCCAGUUAUCAUCCUCUACACUAUUUGCACUCAUGGGAAUUCCUACUUACCACUUGGGAAUGGGCAUACCACCACCACCACCCAUUGCCCAUCAGACAGACUCAACCCCAACACCUCUCCCCUCUGAGGUGAAUCUAAAGGCCCAACAGCCCCGAACAGAAGCACGAUUUGAUCCCCUUACGUCCUCCUCUGAGGUACCCAUGGAGGCCCAACCCCCAAAGGCAGUCCCCUCGCCCCCCCAACCCCCUGACAUGGCCUGCUCAGAGGGCCCAAAUUCAGAGACCUCCUUGCCCCUCCCUCCCUGUGAUGGCCCUUUGGAGGUUCCACAGAGGAAGACAUCUAAAGUGGAUGAAGGAUCUGUUGGGUUAACACUCCCCAAAGACUGCCCUGAUGAAGAGCCAGGUAGGCUACUGUACAAUAUUGGAGAGAGAGACUUGAAUACAGGGGUGUAUUCAUUACGGAAAUGGUUUACUGUUUAAGAACCAAACGGAAGCAAACAGAGCAAAACAAGAGUUUCUAUUGGACAAAUUCAGGUAGGUCCCUCCCCGUUUUGUUCCGUUUGCUUCCAUUUAAUAAACAUUUUGCAAUGUUUUGCAACAGAAUUGGAGUAAUGAAUAUGCCCCAAGUCUUACUGGGCUUUUGGUUGAUUAGAUUGUGUUCAUGUCAAGUUGUGAUUUAUCUAUGCUUUGCUUCCAUAGGCACUACCAUUCCUGUAGUUUUUUCACUCAGUGACACUAAUGCUAGCUGUAGCAGUGGCUCUAGUUAAGAAAACAACCCAAAUGGAGGGCUGCUGACUGUGCUGGCACCUAAACAACUUUCACUGUAACUAGAAUAAUAUAUCUUUUUUUAUGUAGGUGAAUGUACCCUUUAUGUGUCUGUCCUUGAGCACCACAGUCCUCCUGGCUGUACCAUUAACCUUUCCGUGGUUGUAUAAUACACAUUGUUGAUUGCAUAAAUGUUCAAACCUAUUCCUGGGCAGACAUGUCAACCACACAGGGCCAGAUAUUAUACGUCUCGAAACUUGAUAAUGUACAUUUCUAUGAAGGUUAUACACGUACUUGUUAAAAGCACUUGAAUGUUCAAGGUAUCUGUAGAACGCAGCAGUUUAUUCAAAACAAUUGAUAUUUUAUUCUGUUCCCCUCUUACUGUAGAUCUUGAGCCCCCGCGGUGCACGUGCCCCUCACGUCUCACACUGCUGGCGACCUUCAUCGCCGUCUUCAUCAUUCUUUUCAUCUGCUUCGCCAUUUUAGGUAACCUCACUGACAGUAGCGUGCUUAGCAUUGUAGACCCGGGCUGUGUCUGAAAACGUUCCUAGCCUUUUUCACUCAACUCCUCUCAAAGCUCAUUGGGGGAGGAGGUCCCUUGCAUCCUCUCCUCCAAUACGCUUUGAGGAAGCAAAGACAGAGGAAGCAAGGAUUGUAUGGCUAGUAACAUUUUCAGACACAGCCCUGGUUACAAUGUCAUAUCUUAUUACAUUUACAGUCAUUUAGCAGACACUCUUAUCCAGAGUGACUUACAGGUGCAAUUAAGGUUACAGAUUUUACAGGCACCAUGAGGGCACAUUGACAUAUUUUUCACCUAGUCAGCUCAGGGAUUCAAAUCAGCAACCUUUCAGUUACUGGUCCAGCGCUCUAAAACGCUAUGCUACCUGCUGCCCAAGAAAAGACAAGACAAGAUGCAUUUGACAGUAAAAACAAAAAUGUAAGCGUUCAACAUUUUACCUCCUCGCUCACUCUCCUUUGAUUCUUGUUUGUCUCCUCCUCAGUCAAGUUCCUGUGUUUCCCGUCCAACCUGACAGAUAUUGUGCAGCCAUGUGGCAUUAAAGGGAACUGCAGUGUCCCAAUGCUAGUUCUGCUGCCCAAGCAACCCAUCAACCAGACAGGAAACGUCAGUGUAGGUAAUGCCAUCCGAUCCACUGAUACAUCAGAAUUGUAUAGGUCUUCUUGGUACAUUCAAAUGCACAAGCAAUCUGUAGACAACUGACCAAAUGACUGGCUACCACACAAUGACAAGUAACUGAUCCCACAAGUCAUUAUUGUACAAACUGAACAAUGUCUUGCAUAACCGAAUAACGUGUUCAGGUAAUGUCUGUGUUGACAGUGCAUUUGUUGAAGCUCCCUCAGGUUGCCCAGGUCCAGUUGGUACUGGUCGGAAGGCUUGGAGGAUUGUCGGGGGGAUGUUGGCAGAGGACAAGUGGGGCUGGCAGAGCAGUUUACACUGGAGAGGGAAACAUGUGUGCGGGGGAGCCAUCAUCACCCCACGAUGGAUCAUUACUGCAGCCCACUGCUUCAUCCAGUAAGGGGCAAGGAGAGCGAGAGAAUAAAUGCUUUAUUUUUUUUUUACGGUAUCCAUAUUCGGACAGCCUCAACAACUCCUUGUGACUCUGAGGCUGUCCUAAUAUGGAAACUGUAGUUAUUACAUUAGAUAAUAUGUGCCUUCCAUUUCCCUUCAUUCUCCAUACCCCAGGUACAACAUGUUGCAGGAGUCAGAGUGGCAGGUGGUUGUGGACACGCUCAGUUUGACGGACACAUCAGCGGGCCAACGCUACAGAGCACUACAGAUCCUCUAUCACCCAAGCUUCUCCAUAAACAACAAUGACUAUGACCUGGGGCUAUUGCGCACCGUGGCUGACAUAAACAUGGGAGGUGAGAGGAAGGAAUGAUGUUCAGGGGAGGUUAUAUGGCUAUAUGUAUGGUUGCUCCUAUUCUGAUUUCACCUGUUCCUGUUUCGCAUUUGUCAUGUUCAUGGUUUCUCUCAGGCAUGAAAUCUAACUGACAACUUAACACUAUAUCAACACAAAAAGUAUCUCAGUUGGUAGAGCAUGGUGUUUGCAACGCCAGGAUGGCAGGUUAAAUUUUUUAUAUUAAAAGUAGAAUGUGAAAAUACUACCUCACAGGACCGCUUUUGAUUUAACCAGUGAUUCAUUGGAGCUUAUCGUCAGUCAGUAUAGUCAAUGCGCUGCACGAAACAGAAGAAAACUGUCAGAAACUGAGUGGAAUGGGGAGGUACUAUUUGAACUUGUCUAAUAAGAAACUCUUGUUUUCGUUUUUCAUUGCAGGUGAUGUCCUAAUGAACAUGACCCUGGUGUUGUGUUAUGUGUUGUUUUAGGUAGGGUUCGACCAGUGUGUAUGCCGAGUCCUAGAGAGUCCUUCCUUCCUGGUGCCCCCUGUUGGGUCACUGGCUGGGGCGACACUAAAGAGGGGGGUGGUGAGUCACAUUCACAAAUAUUCCCACACCACUUUCUUAUGAUUUUCUCUUCAACUGAUUGGAUGAUCACUCUAAUUUAUUCCGCCUUACUAGUCUUUAUCCUCUCCACUUUUCCCAUAAUCACAUCAAACUGCAUGACAUUUGUUGCAGAAUGAAGACAAUGUUCCCUUCCAUCCCAUAAUCUCAUUCAAUAACCUGACAAUUGUCUCUUCAUUCUCUUCACAUUAUAACACUCCUUCUAUUUGUAUAAUCUCUCCUUCUCCUCUCUCUAUACCACUCCUAUCUUCAUCUGUCUUUACCCAUCCUUUCUCUACUCCGCCUCUGUCUGUCGGUCUGUCUCUCUCUUUCGCCGUCUUUCUCUCUCUCAGGCUCUGUAUCGUCUGAGCUGCGACAGGCUCAAGUCCAGGUGAUAGCCCAGUCCACGUGUUCCCGCCCAAAUGUCUACGGCUCCUACCUCACUCCCAGGAUGCUUUGCGCUGGCACCAUGGAGGGAGGGGUGGACUCAUGCCAGGUACACACACACACACGCACACCAAGAACUGCAAAACAAAAUACUCCAAAUACUGAGGAAUCUGUUUAUUCCAAUGGGAAAGAAAGGACUCUCUGUUACUCCAGAUGUUAACGGCUAUACUUAGCUGGCCUAUGCUCUCCACAUAUCAAAAUGGUUCCCUGUCGAGUAAGUAGGUCUACUUAGCUUGCACCAAAUAGGCCUAUACUGUAUAUGGAAUUACACACAUCUUACAAGAAAACUAACAUCAACAGUGCAUGCAGUGCACCAAUAUGCAUAGACAAAAUAUAAUAUUGAUUGAUUGAUUGAUUCAUGCAUGUACACUGAGUGUACAAAACAUUAGGAACACCUGCUCUUGCCAUGACAUAGACUGACCAGGUGAAUCCAGAUGAAAGCUAUGAUCCCUGUAUUGAUGUCACUUGUUAAAUCGUCUUCAAUCAGUGUAUAUGAAGGGGAGGAGACAGGUUAAAGAAGGAUUUUUAAGCCUUGAGACAAUUGAGACAUUGAUUGUGUAUGUGUGACAUUCAGAGGGUGAAUGGGCAAGACAAAAUAUUGAAUUGCCUUUGAACAGGGUAUGGUAGUAGGUGCCAGGCACACCGGUUUGAGUGUGAAGAACUGCACCGCUGCUGGGUUUUUCACACUCAACAGUUUCCCCUGUGUAUCAAGAAUGGUCCACCACCCAAAGGACAUCCAGCCAACUUGACACAACUGUGGGAAGCAUUGAAGUCAACAUGGGCCAGCAUCCCUGUGGAACGAUUUCGACACCUUGUAGAGUCCAUGCCCCGACGAAUUGAGGCUGUUCUGAGGGCAAAGGCAGGGGGUGUAUGCAUGCAUGCAUUAAUUCAUAUGUGGUCUUCUCUGGUUGUAAGGGAGACAGUGGAGGCCCGCUGGUGUGUGAGACAGGGGAGGGGGACUGGAGGCUGGCUGGGAUAGUGAGCUGGGGAGAUGGCUGUGGUCGGCCCAACAAACCAGGAGUCUACACCAGGGUUACCCAGCUGCUCCCCUGGAUCUACAAAUACGUAGAUGUACAUACAGUAAGGGAAAAAAAUAUUUGAUCCCCUGCUGAUUUUGUAAGUUUGCCCACUGACAAAGACAUGAUCAGUCUAUAACUUUAAUGGUAGGUUUAUUUGAACAGUGAGAGACAGAAUAACAAAAAAAAAUUCAGAAAAUGUUAUUAAUUAAUUUUGCAUUUUAAUGAGGGAAAUAAGUACUUGACCCCUCUACAAAACAUGACUUAGUACUUGGUGGCAAAACCCUUGUUGGCAAUCACAGAGGUCAGACGUUUUUUGUAGUUUGCCACCAGGUUUGCACACAUCUCAGGAGGGAUUUUGUUCCACUCCUCUUUGCAGAUCUUCUCCAAGUCAUUAAGUUUUCGAGGCUGACGUUUGGCAACUCAAACCUUCAGCUCCCUCCACAGAUUUUCUAUGGGAUUAAGGUCUGGAGACUGGCUAGGCCACUCCAGGACCUUAAUGUGCUUCUUCUUUAGCCACUCCUUUGUUGACUUGGCCGUGUGUUUUGGGUCAUUGUCAUGCUGGAAUACCCAUCCACGACCCAUUUUCAAUGCCUUGGCUGAGGGAAGGUGGUUCUCACCCAAGAUUUGACGGUACAUGGCCCAGUCCAUCGUCCCUUUGAUGCGGUGAAGUUGUCCUGUCCCCUUAGCAGAAAAACACCCCCAAAGCAUAAUGUUUCCACCUCCAUGUUUGACGGUGGGGAUGGUGUUCUUGGGGUCAUAGGCAGCAUUCCUCUUCCUCCAAACACGGCAAGUUGAGUUGAUGCCAAAGAGCUCGAUUUUGGUCUCAUCUGACCACAACACUUUCACCCAGUUCUCCUCUGAAUCAUUCAGAUGUUCAUUGGCAAACUUCAGACGGCCCUGUAUAUGUGCUUUCUUGAGCAGGGGGACCUUGCGGGCGCUGCAGGAUUUCAGUCCUUCACGGCGUAGUGUGUUACCAAUUGUUUUCUUGGUGACUAUGGUCCCAGCUGCCUUGAGAUCAUUGACAAGAUCCUCCAGUGUAGUUCUGGGCUGAUUCUUCCGUUUGUGAAUAAUCGCACCAACUGUUGUCACCUUCUCACCAAGCUGCUUGGCGAUGGUCUUGUAUCCCAUUCCAUUCUUGUGUAGGACUACAAUCUUGUCCCUGACAUCCUUGGAGAGCUCUUUGGUCAUGGCCAUGGUGGAGAGUUUGGAAUCUGAUGGAUUGAUUGCUUCUGUGGACAGGUGUCUUUUAUACAGGUAACAAGCUGAGAUUAGGAGCACUCCCUUUAAGAGUGUGCUCCUAAUCUCAGCUCGUUACCUGUAUAAAAGACACCUGGGAGCCAGAAAUCUUUCUGAUUGAGAGGGGGUCAAAUACUUAUUUCCCUCAUUAAAAUGUAAAUCAAUUUAUAACAUUUUUGACAUGUGUUUUUCUGGAUUUUUUGUUGUUAUUCUGUCUCUCACUGUUCAAAUAAACCUACCAUUAAAAUUAUAGACUGAUAAUUUCUUUGUCAGUGGGCAAACGUACAAAAUCAGCAGGGGAUCAAAUACUUUUUUCCCUCACUGUAGCUACAGUAGAUGUACCAAUCACACAGAACUGGGUCAGUGUUUCUCUGAAUGUGCAAAUGCACCACUCCAUGUCAUGAUUUUGACUCUUUUACAGAUGGACACAUUUGAAGAAUCUGGAACCCCAACAACAGUUAAUUAUACCUCUGACAGC